CAUUUGCCGCCUGCCAGCCAAAUGCCUUUGACCUUGGCCACCUGGGAAAAAGUGAAGGUCUGGAUGAGGAGCUAUAAAAACCGUGAUCCACCAGCAACAGGGAUUCAGUUUGAUCAGUGAUCACCCCAGGACUACAUCGACCGCAAUGAAGUUGCUAAUUUUCGCCUGCUUGCUGGGUCUGGCUUUGGGCCAUGAUGUGUACACCUACUACACCCCGACCUAUGGGUACUAUCCGGCUGCCUAUGCCAGGACCUCCGCUGUGCUGCCUCUGGCCUACUCCCGCCUGGUGGCCCCGGCAGCUGCCGAGUCACACCUCUACCACAGUGUCCAGACCCCGAACUCGUUCCAGCAGCAAUAUCGCAGCGACUACAAGCCCCUGACCUAUGAGUACAUCUACUAAGCGGUGGAGAGCAUUAAACUCACAUGGAGGGGAAAUCUUCCACUGAAAGAGAUUUGUAACCAAGUGAAAUUUGAAUAAAGUUCGACCACUUCGCAUCA
Drosophila ananassae is the source of this 498-nucleotide messenger RNA. RefSeq lists its product as uncharacterized. The coding region runs from base 146 to 400 and encodes 84 amino acids. The transcript has 2 exons. The record is from RefSeq and is a predicted model, not a curated record. Lineage: Eukaryota; Metazoa; Arthropoda; Insecta; Diptera; Drosophilidae.